This is a messenger RNA of Erinaceus europaeus (western European hedgehog), 1982 nucleotides long. Its product is annotated as keratin, type II cuticular Hb1. The coding region runs from base 64 to 1587 and encodes 507 amino acids. The record is from RefSeq and is a predicted model, not a curated record. Gene Ontology annotation, molecular function: structural constituent of skin epidermis. Gene Ontology annotation, cellular component: keratin filament. NCBI's taxonomy places the organism in Eukaryota, Metazoa, Chordata, Mammalia, Eulipotyphla, Erinaceidae. Gene Ontology annotation, biological process: keratinization; intermediate filament organization. The transcript has 9 exons.
GGAGUUUCUCCAAACUCCAGACCUCCUAUCCUGCACUCAGCAACUCAAACCUCCCAGAACACCAUGACCUGUGGAUCAGGAUUCUAUGGCCGCGCCUUCAGCUGCGCCUCAGCCUGCGGGCCCCGGCCAGGCCGCUGCUGCAUCUCCGCUGCCCCCUACAGUGGUAUCUCCUGCUACAGAGGCCUCACCGGGGGAUUUGGAAGCCGCAGCAUCUGUGGGGGCUUCCGCUCCGGCUCCUGUGGCCGCACCUUUGGAUACCGCUCUGGGGGCGUGUGUGGACCCAGCCCUCCCUGCAUCACCUCCGUGUCAGUCAACGAGAGCCUCCUCACACCCCUCAACCUGGAGAUCGACCCCAACGCCCAGUGUGUGAAACAGGAGGAGAAGGAGCAGAUCAAGUGUCUCAACAGCAAGUUUGCGGCCUUCAUUGACAAGGUGCGCUUCCUGGAGCAGCAGAACAAGCUGCUGGAGACCAAGUGGCAGUUCUACCAGAACCGCCAGUGCUGUGAGAGCAACCUGGAGCCGCUGUUCAGUGGCUACAUCGAGACGCUGAGGCGGGAGGCCGAGUGUGUGGAGGCCGACAGCGGGAGGCUGGCUGCGGAGCUCAACCAUGUGCAGGAGGUGCUGGAGGGCUACAAGAAGAAGUACGAAGAGGAAGUUGCUCUGAGAGCAGCAGCUGAAAAUGAGUUUGUGAUUUUGAAGAAAGAUGUGGACUGUGCUUACCUGCGCAAGUCAGACCUGGAGGCCAACGUGGAGGCCCUGACCCAGGAGAUCGACUUCCUGCGGCGCCUGUAUGAGGAGGAGAUCCGUGUGCUCCAUGCCCACAUCUCAGACACCUCGGUUGUGGUCAAGAUGGACAACAGCCGGGACCUGAACAUGGACUGUGUCAUUGCUGAGAUCAAGGCUCAGUACGACGACAUUGCCAACCGCAGCCGGACUGAGGCUGAGAGCUGGUACCGCAGCAAGUGUGAGGAGAUGAAGGCCACAGUCAUCAGGCACGGGGAGACCCUGCGGCGCACCAAGGAGGAGAUCAAUGAGCUGAACCGCAUGAUCCAGAGGCUGACAGCCGAGGUGGAGAACGCCAAGUGCCAGAACACCAAGCUGGAGGCCGCGGUGACGCAGUCUGAGCAGCAGGGCGAGGCCGCCCUGGCCGAUGCCCGCUGCAAGCUGGCAGGGCUGGAGGAGGCCCUGCAGAAGGCCAAGCAGGACAUGGCCUGCCUGCUCAAGGAGUACCAGGAGGUGAUGAACUCCAAGCUGGGCCUGGACAUCGAGAUCGCCACCUACCGGCGCCUGCUGGAGGGCGAGGAGCAGAGGUUGUGUGAAGGUGUUGGCUCCGUGAAUGUCUGUGUCAGCAGUUCCCGGGGCGGAGUCGUCUGUGGCGACCUCUGCGUGUCUGGCUCCAGGCCUGUGACAGGUAGUGCCUGCAGCGCCCCCUGCAGUGAUAACCUGGCGGUGAGCACAGGCUUGUGCGCCCCCUGCGGCCCCUGCAAUUCCAUCACGUCUUCUGGCCUGGGCACUGGCGGUGUGGGCUCCUGUGGCAUCAGCUCCUGUGGCGUGGGCUCCUAUGUCAGCAGCGGCCGCAAAUGUUAGGCACCUGGACUGAAGCCAGAGUAUCUGGCCCAUCCUUUCUUGACCUGCUCUGCCAAGCGGAGCCCCGCCCCACCAUGGAGCGGAGCCAGCACUCUGUUACUUCUCUAGCACUUUGAAAGGUCUUUCCUACUCCUGGCCCCUGUGUGUGUGUAUGUGUAUAUGUGUGUUUAUGAUUCCCUCUUCUUUAUCUCUGUCACCAGUCCUCGGAAAGACCACCCCAGAUAAGUCACUUUGGUGCCAACAGGGAGGGGACACCGGGGCUAGGAGAACCAGGAUGAGGACCUACCCGAGGCUGCCACUGGACCGGUGGUCACAGCCCCCAAUCUUUCCUCUUCCUCUUCUACUGUGUUUAUCUCUGUCUUGACUUGUAUUUCCAAUAAAUCAGUAUAAACAAC